CCAUCUCACAAUCAUCUUCUGGGUAAAAAUCAUAUAAAAAAUUAAAAAAUGACCAAAUAAAAAAUAAAAGUAAGAAGAAGAAGACCUAUUGUGACGUGCUUGAGGGUUUACAAUCACCCUAGUCAUUGUCCUACAUUUGUCAAAUGAAGACAUUAGUUGGUAGAAUGAUUCAAAUCAAAUGUCCAAUACAGGCAAGUUCUUCCCUCCCAUCUUCCUUGAUGCUUCUCUUCUAAUAACUUGUUUCUUUGUUUUCUAUCAUUUUGUAGAAAAUUAAGUUGAGAACAUUCGUAUUAUGAGGAAAGACUUAUUCUUCACACAACCCAUAAACGGAACACAAAGAUGACACCGCAUGAACAUGACCAACACGACACAAUUCCCACCCCUACUUAAAUCCUUGCUCUGCUCAUUGGCAAACACAAACAAAGCAAUCAUGGUCAACUCUUCUGUUUGGCUAAUAUGCCUAUCUGCUCUCUUUCUUGGCCAUGGUGUCUUAGAACUUGAAGCUUCUCACCAUGUCUACAGACAGCUCCAAACACUUGAAUUUCCUCCUGUAAAUCAGCCUUACAGAACCUCUUUUCACUUUCAACCUGAAAGGAACUGGAUGAAUGAUCCUAAUGGGCCUAUGAUUUACAAGGGGAUUUAUCAUCUAUUCUACCAGUACAACCCUAGUGGUGCACUUUCGGGGACCAAAGUGUGGGGACAUUCUACAUCAACAGAUCUCAUCAACUGGAUCCCCCAUGAUCCUGCCAUCUACCCGUCCCAGCUGUCUGAUAGCAACGGAUGUUGGUCGGGUUCCGCCACAAUCCUCCCCUGGGACCAACCGGCCAUUCUCUAUACCGGGAUAGACCAACAAGGGCAACAAGUUCAAAAUCUGGCCAUCCCCAAAAAUCUUUCUGACCCAUACCUCUUAGAAUGGGUCAAGUCACCAAACAAUCCACUAAUGGCACCCACUCCAAUAAACAAAAUUGAUCCAAACUCAUUCAGAGACCCAAGCACGGCUUGGCUAGGACUUGAUGGGAGAUGGAGAAUGAUCAUUGGAAGCGUAAGGCGUAAUCGAGGUAUGGCAAUUCUAUACAGGAGUAAGGAUUUUGUUCACUGGACUAAAGCUCAACACCCGCUAUAUUCGGCCAAAGACACAGGAAUGUGGGAGUGUCCUGAUUUUUUUCCAGUUUCUAAUAGUAGCAUGAAUGGAGUUGACACAUCAAUGCUUGGUUCUAGCAUCAAACAUGUCCUCAAGGCAAGCUUAAAUGGGCAUGAUUCCUACACCAUUGGGACAUACAAUCAUGACAAAGAUAUUUAUAUUCCGGAUAAUGGGUCCAUGGAGAGUGAUCCACGGUUGAGAUAUGAUUAUGGAAGAUACUAUGCUUCGAAAACUUUUUUUGAUAGUGCCAAGAACCGGAGGAUCCUAUGGGGAUGGAUCAGUGAGGGCACUACUAAUGAAACCCUUGAUAUCAUGAAGGGAUGGUCUGGAAUUCAGGGGUUUCCAAGGCAAAUUUGGCUUGAUAAAUCCGGAAAACAAUUGAUGCAAUGGCCGAUUGCAGAGAUCGAAAAGCUACGUAGGAAUCAAGUUGACAUGCCUAGCAUGGUGCUAAAGGGAGGCUCAGUGCUUGAAGUUUCUGGUGUCAAUGCCACACAGGCGGAUGUAGAUAUUGCAUUUGAAAUACCAAAGCUUGACAAAGUAGAAUUGCUGGACCCAAACUGGACUGACCCACAACAGCUUUGUAGUCAAAAGGGUGCAUUAGUUGGAGGAGAGCUUGGACCAUUUGGGUUAAAGGUUUUGGCUUCAAAGGGCUUGCAAGAGUACACAGCAGUGUUUUUUAGAAUUUUCAAAGAUCAGAACAAAUUUGUGGUGCUCAUGUGCAGUGACCAGAGCAGGUCUUCAUCAAAUCUAGAUUAUGACAAGUCCACUUAUGGAGCUUUUGUGGAUGUGGACCCUGUUAAUGAGAAACUGUCAUUAAGGACCUUGAUAGAUCACUCGGUAGUGGAGAGCUUUGGUGGAGAGGGGAAGACUUGUAUCACUGCCAGGGUUUAUCCUACGUUGGCUAUCGACAGCGGUGCUCAUUUAUACACCUUCAAUAAUGGAACUCAGAAUGUGACAAUCUCAAGGUUGAGUGCAUGGAGCAUGGAAAAAGCUCAAAUCAGUUAGCCCCAACAAGUCCCUGCUGAUGGAUCAAGUGGGGCUCAGUUAUUAAUGAUUUUUAUUGAAUAACAAGAAUUAAGUAUUUAUCUUUAUUUGAUUCAUUCUUGACUAACAUAUUCUAUUUAUAUUUCAUUUUAUUACUGUUGGUCCAAUAAUCA
Molecule: messenger RNA, 2298 nt
Organism: Camellia sinensis
Lineage: Eukaryota; Viridiplantae; Streptophyta; Magnoliopsida; Ericales; Theaceae
Source: RefSeq, a predicted model, not a curated record